Lepisosteus oculatus (spotted gar) is the source of this 8000-nucleotide messenger RNA. The record is from RefSeq and is a predicted model, not a curated record. NCBI's taxonomy places the organism in Eukaryota, Metazoa, Chordata, Actinopteri, Semionotiformes, Lepisosteidae.
CACGUUUAUUCAGUAAAGCAACACCGCUGCUUUUGGUUCGCGUCUUAGGAACUCUUUUUGAGAUCUUAUAUUUGUAGUUAUAUAUACAUACAAAUAUUGUAUUAUUUUUCUGCAGGAGCUUUUGUAAAUAUCUAAAUCUAUAUUUGUACAAUGGAUGCGCGAUGCUGCUGGUCUCUGCGAUCCGCUGUUCUCGCUGCCUGUGUGAUCCUGUGCUCUGUGGACAUUUCUGCCGGUGAGAGACAGUAUGUCAAUGAAUGGGCAGUGGAGAUUCCCGGCGGUCUGGAAGCAGCCAGGGCGAUUGCCGAAGAAUUAGACUACGAAUUAGUCCGACAGAUUGGAGCACUUGAGAAUCAUUAUUUGUUUAAGCAUAAAAGUCAUCCAAAAAGGUCAAGAAGAAGUGCAGAUCACAUCUCCAAGAGGCUGUCAGAAGACGAAAGGGUGUCCUGGGCGGAGCAGCAGUACGGGAAGCAGAGGAGGAAGCGUGUGGCUCUGGGGGCGUGUGCGGACUGCUCGGUGGAGAAGCUGUUCGAUGACCCCAUGUGGAAUCAGCAGUGGUACCUGCAAGAUACCAGGACCUCCCCCUCCCUCCCCAAGCUGGACCUGCACGUCAUUCCCGUGUGGAAGAAGGGGAUCACGGGGAAGGGCGUGGUCAUCACCGUGCUGGACGACGGGCUGGAGUGGAACCACACCGACAUCUACCCCAACUACGAUCCAGAAGCCAGUUAUGACUUCAAUGACAACGAUCCAGACCCUUUCCCUCGAUAUGACUCUACCAAUGAAAAUAAGCAUGGCACCAGGUGUGCGGGAGAGAUCGCCAUGCAGGCAGACAACGACAAGUGCGGCGUGGGGGUGGCCUACAGCUCGAAGGUGGGAGGGAUAAGGAUGCUGGAUGGGAUUGUGACCGAUGCUAUCGAGGCCAGUUCAAUUGGCUUCAACCCAGAGCACGUGGACAUCUACAGCGCCAGCUGGGGCCCCAACGACGAUGGGAAAACAGUGGAGGGUCCUGGACGCCUGGCUCAGAAGGCCUUCGAGUACGGCAUCCAGAAGGUAAGACCCCCACAGGGCAGCUCUGUGUGUCUGCAAAGGCCUCCAGCACAGCAGAUUACAGUGAAAGUCACAGGGAAUCGGUUCUCCAGAGCAGUCAUUCUCCAGGAGAGUCAGACUCCAGAACAAACUGGAGAAACUGGGGCAGAGUGGUGGCUCUGUGGCUCAGGAUCUGCGCCUGUGGCUGGAAGGUUGCCGGUUUGUGUAUGGUGGUUUGGUUCAGUCGGGAUCAGUUUUCACCAGAGCUCGUCCGGGGGCUCCAAGACACUCGGGGCUCCAGAGCUCAUCUGGGGGCUCCACCCCGACCUGACCUGGCGUGACCUGCAGCACCUGGUAGUGUGGACCUCGGAGUACGACCCCCUGGCCAACAACCCGGGCUGGAAAAAGAACGGUGCCGGGCUGAUGGUCAACAGCCGGUUCGGCUUCGGCCUCCUGAACGCCAAGGCCCUGGUGGACCUGGCUGACCCGCAGGUGUGGACGCACGUGCCGGAGAAGAAGCAGUGCAUCGUCAAGGACGAGACGUUCGAACCCAGGGUUUUAAAGGCUGCUGGUGAGAUCGCCAUUGAAAUCCCCACUAAAGCCUGUGCCGGGCAGGAGAACUUCAUUAAGUCCCUGGAGCAUGUGCAGAUGGAGGCCAGCAUUGACUACACCAGGAGGGGAGACCUGCACAUCACUCUCACCUCACCCUCAGGCACCAGCACGGUCCUGCUGGCCGAGAGGGAGCGCGACACCUCCUCCAGGGGCUUCAGGAACUGGGACUUCAUGUCCGUGCACACCUGGGGGGAGGACCCUGCCGGCACCUGGACGCUGAAGAUCGCGGACAUGUCUGGCCGGAUGGAGAACGAGGGCAGGAUUGUGAGCUGGAAGCUGAUUCUGCACGGAACGGUGGUGAAGCCCGAGCACAUGCGGAAAGAGAGGGUGUACACAGCCUACAACGCCGUGCAGAACGACAGGCGGGGCGCGGAGAGGAUGGACGAGGAGCUGGAGGACAGCCCUGCCGAGCCCCAGGAGCCCUCGAGUGCGAAGUCUGUGGAGGCGCCGCGUCCGGAAGGGAAGAUGGAGGAGAGGGCCCCCUCCGAGGCCCUGACGCGCCUCCUGCAGAGCACCCUGGGCAGGCAGAGCGCCGCCGGCGCGUCCCAGCUCCACGCCCCCCGCCAGAGCCUGUACCGGGCCCUGGGCAAGCUGGGCCAGUACUCCCAGCCCAGCGCCUACAGCGCCACGCCGUACAGGCACCGGGACGGCAGACUGCUGCAGGCCUUCGUCGACAUGCUCACCGAGGAGCGCCAGUAGCGCCCGGCCGUCACAGCCCCACCGACCCGUCCAAACAGAGCCAACUCCGCAAUCGACCGCCGAUUCCGUCCUCCCAGCCCUGCCUGGCGCGGGCUGGGAGAGCAGGAUCCCCUGUCCCUGGUGUGUGCGCCCGCUGGAAACUCCCACCCGCCGGCGCGCCUGCCGCCCGGAGCCCCCCUCGCUUGCUGCCCUUCACCUGGUCGGACGGACCCUGGUCCUGCAGCGAAGCAUCACUUAUGGGCUGUACAGCGGGCUCUGUAAAUUGUCUGUAUCCAUUUUCUUUAGUUGAUUUUUUUUUAAAUCGUAGCAAAACCAAGUUGAUCUGCAAUGUACAACAGGAUAGUAUACCCUGGUCGCUUAGGUGGGGAAAGCAUGAACAGAAAUCUGAUUUCAGGAAGUGAGGAUUUGGUUGAAAGAGUGCAUCUGCUGUUUUCAGUUUAGUUCACGUGUGAUACCAAGUUAUAUCAAGUAGGGGUGAUGGGUGAUUCUCUGCUGUUGCUCCUGCUAAUAUCUUGAGACACUGCACACAGUACUGCAGCUCUUCAGGCUGCCUGCUCCAUCUGCAGUGCUUUCUUUCAUCCCACUCCACAGUGACGUGAAUAUUGAGCGGGUUCAGCAGGUCACAGGGGCAGCUCUGUCUGCCUGCGCUUCUCUCCCUGUGCAGCAGGGGGUGCCGUGUGUGUUUCAGAGCAGGAUCAGGCUCCUGGCCCAGCAGGAGCUCGUUAGCUUCCCUGUGAGACACGUGACAGCAGCAGCCUGCCUCCGCACCCCCUUGGAGAGCACCCGUUUCCUUCCACCUCCCUGAAACAACCUCCUUCUGAACCCCACGCCGGCUCUGGGCUCCCUCUCUAUCCCUGAUCCUUGGGCUUUGUCCACGUGAGGUGGAAUUUGAUUUUUCAGAAAAUAAAAUAAUGCAUUAUGUUCCUGGUACCCAAUUUUCUUUUUUUUAAACUUUUUCUAGGAGGCUUCAUUGGAUUGAAAGAGCUCUAUAAAUUAAAAGAGUGCCUCACACUUUUAAUCACAUUCCAAUCGUAUUAAUCAUGCUUUCUAGUGCACGGUAUCCGCCAAGCUGAUCUAGGGAAACAAAAUAGUAUCACAUCACAUUGAAAAACAUCUCUCCUGUAGUUCUGCCCUUUUCAUGGGUCAUUUCUGGGUAAAGGCCUGUUUCUCCUUGGAUUCCGGAGGAUUGGAACCAGGACACAAGAAACGUCACAAACACAGGAGCCAUUCAGCCCAUCUAACCUGUAACCUAAUUAGUAGUUAAUUGAUCUUGGCGUCUCCGGCCUUUUCUUGAGAGAAACGAAGGUAUCCGCUUCAACAACAUGGCCGGGCAGCUUGUUGCACACUCCCGCCACCCUUUGUGCAACGAAGGGCCUCCUUUUCUCCUGUUCUGUGUUCAUUUUUCCAUGGCUCAUGAGGAAUAACAAUACCCACCAGGAAAGAAAGCAUCUGGGACUGUGUGUAGAGGAGCUAGACAUGGAGGGUUUCAGCUUCACUCCCCUGUGCGAGGGCAGCCCCCAGCGGAGAGGGGGUGACCCAGGGGGGGAGCAGGGAGGGGUGCAGGCAGGUGAAGGCGAAGAAGGAGAAUGGUUUUCACAGCUGUUUGGGACGACUGGGGGUAAGAGCAGCAGAAGGAAGACAUCCCAUAAAGCUCAAAGGCUGGAGUCUCGUCGAUGACCUGCAGUGUAUUCUGACAUCGCUCAGCCAGCCACUUGCCCAUAAGGCAGUUUUCAUGGAUUCUGUGAAGAUCAAAGGUCAAAGGUUAAAGAAUGUGAUGCAACAGAAAUGAAGCCAAUCAAUAGAGACCGUUUCAUAAAAAAAACGGAUUGUCAAUUUUCCAGUGACAUCUGAUAAUUGAGUGUCAUUGGAGUGCAAACACACUCCCCAGCCCCGAGCUGGCCAGUCUGCAACCACAAUGGUGUUUUUCCAGUCCGGAGUGUCUAUUACAUGUACAGAUUUCUAUUUUAAUCUGACUGGUUGGUAUUUCACUGAUUGCUUGAAGAAGGCUCGAAGGACAGGGGUCGUUACAACACUGGGAAUCGAAUUGCUGCAUCAUUUGUUUGAGGGAAUCUGAAAUGAGGGAAAAUGAUCACACGUUUAGGAAUUUAUACCUCAGCCUAAGGCUGUAUCCUGGUUCUGGAGGGCCAGUGAGUCUGCAAGUUUGCACACAAAUUCAGCUCUUAAUGAGCUCAAUCAGCUAAUUACUGGCUUAAUGGGACCAAUUGAACAGUUCCUUACAAGCCCUCCAGGUGUGGCUGCAUUGCAGAAACCAGGAAACCCUGCAGAAAUGCUGGAGCUCCAGGACCAGGACUGGACACCGUCCAAUCACAGGUUCCAUUUCUGGAUCUCAGAUGUUUUUGUCUCAGCAGGAGCUGGCUUGGAAAGUUAGCUUCUGAGACACUUUUGCAUAGAGGCUGAAAGUAAAUGUCUCACCCCCUUAUAAGCCUUUGAGAAAACAUGAACAGCAUCAGAAGCUCAAGAGGAAGUGGCCCUAAUGAAUAUUAAUUGUGUCUUUCAAAAAUAAUUUCUUCUUGUUAUAGUUUUUAGUAGUGAAAUACAUUCUCUCCUGGGUAAAUAUUCACUACUUAAAUAUUUUCUUUAAACAAUCAAGUUAACAUAAUACAUUGAGUUCUGUAUGCAAUAAUUUUUUUAUUGUAGUACUGACAAGUUAUCAGCAUUUCCUGUGACCCCAUAUGAGGAAAGGGCAAGGAAUACAAAUGGCACACACUGAAUGGAACUGUGAUCGUAUGCGUGUAUGAUGUGGUGGCCUCGUGCAUGUGCUGUCAGGAUAUAAAUAUAAAGCCCCUGUCAGAGCAGCUGACUGAGCCAGAGCUCAUCCUGGUUUCUGUAGUGUUCAGCAGGCUACUGUAGACAGCCUGUGACUCCCCUGGGGGACACCAGGCCAUCACAGGCAUGAGCCCCCAGCAAUGCCGACCCCCUCUCACAGCUGGGUGGGCCGGAGCCACCUCAGUCAAGCUUCAGCAUCAGCAACACUGUCUGUUGCCUGUCGCAGGUCCGAGGGCUCGCAUGCUGCACUGCGCGGUGCCACCCUCCUGUGCCGGGAGGAGCUCAUGACACCCGUCCUGUCAGCAGUGAGGGGGGCUUUCUUGGUGCUCAGGGUCCCAUGAGUCUGUAGAAAUGCUCCAGGCUGAAGCCCCUCCAGCACACUGACACACCGGGGCGGCUGUGAAGCUCUGCCUGAGGACAGGCUGGUCGGAGCGGAGGAGUCAAGGUGGCAGAGAGUCCGCUGUGAGUCCUGCAUCUUAAUCAGGUGUUAAUUGACAGUUACCUGUGAAGCCUGCAGGACCAGGGCUGCCUGUCCCUGUUUCAGUACAGCACGACCCUUGACGUCAUUCCCCUGAAGGGUUUUAAGAUUGAAGUGCUCUCAGCAUCGAAGAGCCCUUGUAGGUGUGCGCAGAUGUUGUGGGGGUGUAUCAGCUAGUGACACAGUGAGCUGCCCAAGUGGUGUGGCUUGAGAAAUCCCCUCUUUCUUCACGGCUGUGUGCAUGAGGUCAUUGAAAGAGCCUUAAAAUGUGGCGUCUUCUCCAUCGCCAAUGCAGGCAGAGAGAGCAGAGAGCAGAAAGAGCGUUGCGGACAGAAGCGACAGAGAAGGCGGGUCAGAUACAGCUCAGGGAGAUCCACAAUACAGGGACAGCUCUCCCAGUUAGCAUUCAGAGCCCUGCUGCUCGUUAAACCCUCCUGGUCCUAGCUGAUGGAGGAUUGCUCCUUCCCAGGAAAAGCCCAGAUGCUGUUAGUGUUCUGAGUGCAAGAGCACGAUCCCCUCACCUGAGCCCAGCCCACAUGCUGAACAGGGGAACUGCCACUGGACGAGCUUUCUGUAUCUUCUGUGUCUUCUACAGAAAGGAAAUUCAUCUCGGGUUUCCCCCUCACAGACGGGGAGAAUAAAACCCACCCGUCUCAAAGAAAGGAUUUUUAUCUCCAUUUUUGGCUCUUGUUUAAUGCUUUGUAAUCAAAGCAAAUGAAAAUUUAAAAAUGAUUUUGAUGUGAUCAGAUACGAGUCUGCGUUCAACAAACAAAUGGAGAACUGUGCAGCUCUUUUCAUUUUCAGCUUAGAUACAUUGCAAUAUUAUUUGCAUCUAAGUGAAUCUUAUUAAAGUCCCUCUACUCAAUUAGAUAUAUCAGGCUUAUAGAGGGUGCAGGAGAAAUGACAUGAGCUCUGCAUCUGUUACACGUUAUUCCUUUUCUGCCCAACAUAAUGCAGCAGGGACCCCAAUGAACAUUUCAGCAAAGGAGACUGAGCUUUGGCUGGAGCUGUUUGUGUUGUUUAAACAAAGAACCCUAAAACAUUAAUUUUUCAAGUUUUCAGCAAGAAUUUGCAAUUAAGGUGACAGUCACAACCGUUCAAAGUAUUAUUUUUAUAUGAAAAUCCCAGAUAGGAAAUAUUCUGGAAAGUAAAACUGAGAUUUAAAGGUGGCCCAUGUUAAUAAUGUUAAUCAUAUUAAUAUCAAUAAUGUCCGUAUUGUUUUAAGAGGUUCCUGUGAACACGUUUUUUAGGGGAAUCUGGAUUUUUUGUAAAUUUAGGGUUACAAAAGGCAAUGUACAAAAUGAAUCUGUAGCUACUGUUGAAAAAAAACAAUAAUCUAAAGUGAAAAGAGCAUUUUCAGAUUUAUGCUCUGUUGCACCUCUUCUAAUUUUCCUCUAAAGUCUGUGCACAAUGAUGUGUUGCUUGUGUAGCAGAGUCUAAUUUACACAGAAGAUGAAGAUUCUUCAUCUGAAGAUGCUGCUUAUUCUGACUCCUUUGCUCCAUAUCAGUGCUGUACAAGCUGCAGGUCACAAUGACACCAGGGUGAUACUCCACUGCCCUGACUUCAAUAAGACGUCCCGCAAUAUUAUCAGUAGCAACAGCAGAAGUAGCAGAAUGGAGGAAACAAGGAAUAGACCUUGAACUCGAGUGUCAUUUCUGGAAGUGAUGCUUUUAGAUGUUCUCAUGUGAUAACGUGUCUGUUCAGGUCUUUGGCGGGUUAGGGUUAGGGGUUACCCUAAGCCCGACCCUAUCUUCUCCCGCAGCUCGGUUUCCCUGCACUGCCCGGAUCCCCUCUGUAUUCUGUCUGUGAGACUGCCAGAGCCCCCGGAGACUCCCUGCUGCAGAGACCUGCGCUCACAUGGACAGAAGGAGGCAAUGUGCACAGGUCCAGACUAGGCGUGCAGCGGACAGUCUCUGCAGAUCAGGUCCCCGAGUCUCCUUUUUCCCCGGGUGCUCAACCCCUUCAGUUUCAGGGAACAGGCUCUUGCAGGUCUGACUUUCCAGCUGUGCGGUUCGGUGAACCGUAUUGAGGUCUACGUUGUUUGUCGUAGUGCCUCCUGUUUGGCAAAAGAGCGAAUGGCGCUUCAAAACGAGACGCAUAAACAAGUAUUGAAAGAUAUUUGCAAAUUCUAUUUUCUUUACUUCUUUGUAGCACAAACAAAACUCAUUUAAGACCCACGAGGAGCAUAAAACCAAGCUGAGGAACCCAGUGUAUUUUCGAAUACCUGAGCUAAAACAUUAUACUGAACUCUAAUAAAAUCUUGUGGCUUUUUUAAAAUAAGUACGCUCUGUUGUUUCAAAAUGGUUGUGAAUUUGCUGUUUUAAGAUGCAUUUGAUAUUGUCAAUAUGCUCAGUUCUAUCUGGUUAUUCUUCUGUCUAUAAAGUCUAAUACACUGUGUGA